Molecule: messenger RNA, 511 nt
Organism: Racocetra persica
Lineage: Eukaryota; Fungi; Glomeromycota; Glomeromycetes; Diversisporales; Gigasporaceae
Source: the annotation of a GenBank genome assembly
AUGCCAAAAAUAAAUGAAAAUGGCUCUACUAGCGUGGCUGGAGGAGUAAGAAUUGAUUAUAAGGAAGAACAUAAUCAUAGAAAUAGCAAUAUUUUCAUCAAUGAUGGUGGUAUCGAGAUAACGGCUAUGAAAUAUAAUAUAGAAACUGUUCAUGGUUACGCUACUGGAAUAGAAGAAAGCGAAGGGUUUAUGAUAGAGGGCGGGGCUCAUAUACGAAAAGUUUCAGUAGGAAUUGGAAAUGAACGCGAAGAUGUAACAUUAUUGGGAACCAAGGACACUCUCGAAAAAUCAGAUGCUGAAAAAUUAAAAUCAGGGGAAGAAAAAAGAAUAAUGGUCACUACAAAUGGUUCCCAAGAACAAUCAGAAAAUAAGCACCAACAUCAUUUAUUUAAUAGCAAGGAGGAGGAACAAAAAGUAGAAGCUGUUCAAAAACAAGACAAAAAAAAUGAAUCAGAGUCAGAACUUUUAUUUUCCGAGGAAAAGACAGAUCAAAUUCAAAUCCCACCUAAAG